This is a messenger RNA of Myzus persicae (green peach aphid), 1272 nucleotides long. RefSeq names its product zinc finger BED domain-containing protein 5-like. Bases 1 to 1272 code for a protein of 423 amino acids. The record is from RefSeq and is a predicted model, not a curated record. Lineage: Eukaryota; Metazoa; Arthropoda; Insecta; Hemiptera; Aphididae. The transcript has a single exon.
AUGGACAGUUGGUUGAAAAGUGGGUCUAUUAAUAAGACGCCUGCUACGGAGUCAUCUUGUUAUAAUAUAGAAGAAAGCAUAACCAACGAAAACGGAGUUAAUGAUAAUAGUCCUACUUCUCAAGGUAUGAGUAGUACACUACCGCCCAAUACUGGUGACUCUGUCCCAAGAACGUCCAAAAAACGUAAAUACGAUGAAAGUUAUUUGGAGAUGGAGUUCAUAGAAACAAACGAUGGCCAGCCACAGUGCGUAAUUUGUUCAAAAGUUUUUCCUAACAGUUCUAUGUAUCCCGGAAAAUUACGUCAUCAUUAUGAAAAGGUCCACACAGAUCACAAUGGGAAACCACUCGAUUUUUUCAAACGAAAGCGCUCUGAACUAUUGGCUGUUAAAAAAAAAAUAAAAAAGCACGUUCUAACCGAUAAUGAAAACGCAUUGAAAGCUUCCUACAUGGUGAGUUACCGUAUAGCUCAAAAAGGCGAAGCUCAUACCAUUGCGGAGACCCUCAUAAAACCAUGUGGUAUUGAUAUAGUAACUUGUAUGCUUGAUGACAAAUCUGCCAAACAUUUAUCCAUAAUUCCUUUAUCAAAUAAUACUGUUGCGCGACGAAUUAAAGAUUUGGCUAGCAACGUAUCAGAAACACUUGUCUCUCGUAUUAAAUACACAAAAUUCGCACUACAAAUAGACAAAUCAACCGAUAUUGCUGGUCUUGCUGUACUAUUGGUGUUCGUUCGUUACGUAAACAUGAACUCUUUUGAAGAAGAUCUUUUAUUUUGUAAACCACUUCUAUCUAAUACGACAGGGGUUCAAAUUUUCGGUUUAUUGGAUGAUUUCUUUACAGAAAAUCAGAUUCCAUGGACAAACUGUAUCGUUGUGUGUACUGAUGGUGCUAGGGUUAUGACAGGUGCAACAGCUGGAGCAAUUGCUAAAAUAAAGGAGAAAUCAAAUGAAACUACUAGUAGUCAUUGCAUACUUCAUAGACAUGCUCUAGCAAUGAAAAAUAUUCCUCUUUGUCUAAAAAACGUAUUGGAUGAAGCCAUAAAAAUAGUCAACUUCAUCAAGUCACGUCUUCUGAAAUCUAGACUUUUUAAAAUCUUGUGUGACGACUUGGGAAGUAUUCAUAAUACGUUACUUUUCCAUACAGAAAUCAGGUGGUUAUCUCGCGGUAAAGUAUUAACACGUUUAAUGGAAUUAAGGGUUGAAGUUUCUUCAUUUCUAAUGGACCACAACGUUACAUUUGCUGAAACUAUGAAUGACGUGAUUUGGCUUUGUUAG